AUGUUGCUUCUGCUACUUGCGUUGCUGGUUGCUCUGUCCCUAGGUGGGAACAACACAGUUGGGUUCAAGGAGCCUGUCUAUUUCCAAAUAAUCCAGAUAUCAUCAUUUUAUAACCAUUCCUGGGCAGAGAACUGGCUCUCAGGAUGGUUGGGUGAAUUGCAGAUUGAUCGCUGGGAUAGUGAAUUGAACACGCUUGUUUUCUUGCAGUCUUGGUCCAGAGACAGCUUCAGCCACAAGGAGUUGGUGGACAUACAAGCAUCUCUUCAUGCACACUUCAUUAGAUUUACUCAGGAAACUCAGACUUUUGCCCGUAAAUUGCAGUUGGAAUACCCUUUUGUGUUGCAGGUGGCAUCAAGAUGUGAGCUGCAUUCUGGAGAAGCCUCAGUAGGCUUUGUACGUGAAGCUUAUCAAGGAAUUGAUUUUUUGAGCUUGGAGAACAAUUCAUGGCUGCCAUCUCCACAGGGUGGAAGUAGGGCCCAGCAGACCUGUCAAUUACUGAAUUUAUAUGAAGGCCUCAAGGAAAGAAUUCACUGGCUCCUCAGUGAUGCCUGCCCACGUUUUGCCUUGAGACUUCUUGAUGCAGGCAAGGAAUAUCUACAACGACAAGAAAAGCCCGAGGCCUGGCUGUCCAAUGGCCCCAGCCCUGGUCCAGGCCAACUGCUGCUGGUGUGCCGUGUCUCUGGUUUCUACCCAAAGCCUGUGUGGGUGACAUGGAUGCGUGAUAACCGGGAACAGCCUGGCACUGAGCAAAGUGACAUUCUGCCCAAUGCUGAUGGGACAUGGUAUCUCCGUGUAACUCUGGAAGUGACAGCUGGAGAGGCAGAUGGCCUGUCAUGUCAAGUAAAGCACAGCAGUCUGGGAGACCAGGAUAUCAUCCUCCACUGGGGGCAUCACAACUCCGUUGGCUUUAUCCUCCUGGCAGUGAUGCUGCUCCUGGCUCUGCUGACAGGUCUUGCAUUUUGGUCUAAGAAGCGAUGGUGA
Molecule: messenger RNA, 981 nt
Organism: Ochotona princeps (American pika)
Lineage: Eukaryota; Metazoa; Chordata; Mammalia; Lagomorpha; Ochotonidae
Product: T-cell surface glycoprotein CD1a-like
Exons: 5
Coding region: 1-981 (326 amino acids)
Biological process (GO): immune response; antigen processing and presentation, exogenous lipid antigen via MHC class Ib; positive regulation of T cell mediated cytotoxicity
Cellular component (GO): external side of plasma membrane
Molecular function (GO): exogenous lipid antigen binding; endogenous lipid antigen binding; lipopeptide binding
Source: RefSeq, a predicted model, not a curated record